Messenger RNA from Manis pentadactyla (Chinese pangolin), 3468 nucleotides. It is a transcript of the gene FIGNL1, whose product is annotated as fidgetin like 1. The transcript is spliced from 3 exons. Gene Ontology annotation, molecular function: microtubule severing ATPase activity; ATP binding; ATP hydrolysis activity. Bases 49 to 2196 code for a protein of 715 amino acids. The record is from RefSeq and is a predicted model, not a curated record. NCBI's taxonomy places the organism in Eukaryota, Metazoa, Chordata, Mammalia, Pholidota, Manidae.
CGCGGUUUUCGGAGCUCGCAGGUCGGCGGCAAAGCGGGGGAGGUCGGGAUGGACUCGGCCAGGGCAGGGCCGCUGAGGGAUAGAACUGAAGGCUCAGCUAAAAUAGAAGGCUUGUUUAAGUCAUCUAAUUUUCUCCAGAGACCAGACUUAAACUCCAGAACCUCUAAAAUGCAGGCCUCUGGCUCUCGGGCUGUGCACCUGAGUGAAUGGCAGAAGAAUUACUUUGCGAUUACAUCUGGCACAUGUACAUCAGAACAGAAGGCAGAUGCCUACCGAGCACAGAUAUUACGCAUUCAGUACGCAUGGGCAAACUCUGAGAUCUCCCAGGUCUGUGCUUCCAAACUGUUCAAAAAAUAUGCAGAGAAAUACUCUGCAAUUAUUGAUUCUGACAAUGUUGAAACUGGCUUGAAUAACUAUGCGGAAAAUAUUUUAACUUUAGCAAGAUCUCACCAAACUGACAGUGACAAGUGGCAGUCUGGAUUGUCAAUAAAUAAUGUUUUCAAAAUGAGUAAAGUACAGGAGAUGAUGCAAGCUGGCAAAAAAUUCAGCGACUCUUUGUUGGCACCUGCUGAUGCAUCGGUAAUAAUCCAUAAAGAGGCUGUUGCCUCUAGUUUUCCUAAAUUUAGUGUUUGUGGAGGUUCUGGGGAGAGUGGCCCAUUAGCUAACUCAGCUCAUGGUACAGAUAGGACCCAAGACAUUUCAGAGAGCAAUCCUUUAAAGUACCCUCAGAAUGCCCAGCCGCCUGUGGUGACUAACACUAGUCAGAUGUGUCCUACAUUCCCAACACCUUUUGGUGAGUUAGCCACUGGAAAAUUCCAUGCCACACCAUUAUUUGGAAAUGUCAAAAGGGAAACUAGUGGCUCUCCAAAAGCCAGCAAAGGACAGCAUACAUUCUUGUCUAAUCAGUCUUGUUUUCCUGCUGGCUGUGAAAAUCCACGGGAAAGGAAAGCUUUUUAUGGUUCUGGUACCAUUGAUGCGCUUUCCACCCCAAUACAGAAUAAGGCUUUUAGUAAAACAGAAGAUAGUGGCCAAGGAGAGGAGAACAGCCUGCCGACUUUUAAAACUGCCAAAGAGCAAUUAUGGGUGGAUCAGCAAAAAAAGUACCACCAACCACAGCGUGCAUCAGGGUCUUCGUAUGGUGGUGUCAAGAAGUCUUUGGGGGCUAGUAGAUCCCGAGGAAUAUUUGGAAAGUUUGUUCCUCCUGUACCUAAGCAAGAUGGGGGAGAUGAGAACGGUGGAGUACAGUAUAAGCCCUGUGGUGCAGCAGCCGCAGAGCCAGCACAGCCAGAGGAGCGUCUGAAGAACCUGGAGCCAAAGAUGAUUGAACUGAUUAUGAAUGAGAUUGUGGAUCAUGGCCCUCCGGUAAAUUGGGAAGAUAUUGCAGGGGUAGAAUUUGCCAAAGCCACAAUAAAGGAGAUAGUUGUGUGGCCUAUGAUGAGGCCAGACAUCUUUAUUGGUUUACGGGGACCCCCUAAAGGAAUUCUGCUGUUUGGUCCUCCUGGGACUGGUAAGACUCUGAUUGGCAAGUGCAUUGCUAGUCAGUCUGGGGCAACAUUCUUUAGUAUCUCUGCUUCCUCCUUGACUUCUAAGUGGGUAGGUGAGGGGGAGAAAAUGGUUCGUGCAUUGUUUGCUGUUGCAAGGUGUCAGCAACCAGCUGUGAUAUUCAUUGAUGAAAUUGAUUCCUUAUUAUCUCAGCGGGGAGAUGGUGAGCAUGAAUCUUCUAGAAGGAUAAAAACUGAAUUUCUAGUUCAGUUAGAUGGAGCAACCACAUCUUCUGAAGAUCGUAUUCUAGUGGUGGGAGCAACCAAUCGGCCACAGGAAAUCGAUGAGGCUGCCCGGAGGAGGUUGGUGAAAAGGCUUUAUAUUCCCCUCCCAGAAGCUUCAGCCCGGAAACAGAUAGUGGUUAAUCUGAUGUCCAAGGAGCACUGUUGCUUCAGUGAAGAGGAACUUGAACUGGUUGUACAGCAGUCUGAAGGGUUCUCGGGAGCUGACAUGACACAGCUUUGCAGAGAGGCUUCCCUUGGGCCCAUUCGCAGUUUACACACUGCUGACAUUGCCACAAUAACACCAGACCAAGUUCGACCUAUAGCUCACAUUGACUUUGCAAAUGCGUUUAGAACUGUGCGACCUAGUGUGUCUGCAAAAGAUUUAGAACUUUAUGAAAACUGGAACAGAACUUUCGGUUGUGGAAAGUAAAUGGGACAGUUGGAAUCAAAAGAUGGCCUGUUUGUAGCCUUUUAGCAUCAGAAACUGGGAAUUUACUAACAGUGCUUUUAGUGUAUAUUUUGAAUUCUUACCUCAAAUAAGAUAGAAUGACAAUAACUCAACUUUACAAUUGAUUAUUAUACAGCCCUCAUUUGUCUCCCAAUUAUUACCUGCAGUGUAAGCCUGUGCAAACAAAAGAAGAAUGAACUUUGUUUCUAAGAGGCCUUUCUUUUGAAGAUGUAUAAUAGGAAUAGCAUGCUCAGUUUGAAAUGAAAAAUAUCCUAUUUGUAUAUGAGGAUGUGUCUGAUUUGUAUAAAUCUUUUGCUGAAGAAUUUCUUCUGAACACUAUGAAAUUCUUAGUGUUGGCUAGUAUAGGGGUUUACAUUCAACAGUGCUUGCUUAUUGUUUAAUUGGUUUAUGAUCUCCCCAGAAGUCAGAGUGAAAAUGCCAGUUUUUUGUUCUGGUUUGUAAUCUCUAGUGGUUUUCUUCCCUUACCAGGUCUAACUAAUGAAUACAUGCUCAGAAAUAGCAAUUUGUAACCUAAUAUCAGAGACCUAUCCACAGAAUUCAAAGGUGAAGAAUGUACUUUUUCAUGGGGUAGGUGAUGUUUAAUAAUACAUUAACACUACUUCACAGCCUGUAGUAUUCUCUUUAAAGAUUAAAUGUUUUCACAUUUUUAUAAUGGACCGUUUUGUUUUAUAAGUCAUGCAUGUUCAUGGGAGAAAUGUUAAAAAAUAGAGAUGAACAAAAAGAAAAUAAAAAUCACUGUUACGCUACCACUUUGGGGAACACAGUAUCCGUUAUUCCACAUGGUCUGUGCAGGAGAGGGAUUGCACUGUAUUCUUUUGUAGUCUGCUUUUUCUCUUUAAAGCGUUAACAUCAUCAUUUCCCAUGUUAACAUUCAUUUCAGCAUCUUUCCCUGUAUGACUGCCUGGGAUUCCAUUGUCUAGAUGGAUUAUAAUUUGGUCAGUCCUCCUUUAGAGGGCAUUUGGGGCCAGGACAUAAGUUCAUUUUACCUUUUGUUUAUUGUAAAUGAAAAUAUGUUGCAUGCCUUAGUGAUCUUUGAAAUAUAUAUCUAUACACACACUCACAUAUAUAUAUGUAUACACAUUUCUUGAGUAAGAUUCUUGAAUUAAAGAUUGUGCACAUUUUAAAGCCUUUUGGCACAUGUUCCAAAUUACUCUCUUGAAAAGUAGUGCCUAUAUAGAAUUCCCAUCUGCACUGAAUCAGAGUGUCUGUUUACCUGUACCAUACCAGCCCUUG